Messenger RNA from Didymodactylos carnosus, 480 nucleotides. The record is from the annotation of a GenBank genome assembly. Lineage: Eukaryota; Metazoa; Rotifera; Eurotatoria; Philodinida; Philodinidae.
AUGGCCGAUUUACCAAGUGACAAAGUUGAUGAAGCUAAACAAGUAUUUGAAGUGUUUGAUAAAAAAUAUGAAGGAAAAGUGGACAAUUUUUACAUUGGUGAUAUGUUAAGGUCACUAGGCUUAUAUGCAACAGUAGCCGAGUGUGAAAAACGAGGUCAAACAAAAAAAUCGGGUGAAAAAACAAUGAAAUUCGAAGAAUUUCUUCCCAUUUAUUCGGAAUUUUUUAAAAUGCCAGCAAAAACUUUUGGAACAUAUGAAGAUUUUAUGGAAGGCUUAAAAUUAUUUGAUAAAGAAUCAAAUGGUAUGAUGUCAUUAGCCGAAUUAACACAAGUUUUAGUCGCUAUGGCUGAAAAAUUACCCGUAAGUCAUGUUGAAGAAGUUUUACGCAGUACAGAAACAAAAGAAGAUGCCGAUGGUUUAUUUAAUUAUGAAAUAUUUGUAAGAAAAUUAUUACAAGGACCAUUUCCAAAUGAAGCUUAA